AAUUACUACAAUUCUAUCUUUAGCUUACUGAUUUUUCCAUGGAAAGAGUUAAUCAACUACUUUCAAUAUUCUUCUCAUCAUCAAAUCUCAAUGAAUACAAAAUCGAAUUAAGUAUUUUCCUGAUUAGUAUCGUGUUAACCUAUGUCUUCACGCACAGAUGGAAUCAACGGAACUUAAAAGGCCCAAAAUCAUGGCCAAUCAUAGGGGUACUUAUAGAACUUCUAAUGAACUACCACAGAAUGCAUGAUUGGGUAACUGAAUACUUCGUUGAAUCAAAAACAUUCAAGGUGCCACUGCCAUUUACGACUUUAACUUUCAUUGCAGAUCCUGCAAAUGUUGAACAUGUUCUUAAAACUAACUUCUCCAACUAUCCAAAGGGUGAAGAUUUUCAUACAUGCAUGAAAGAGUUGCUUGGAGAUGGUAUUUUUAAUUCAGAUGGAGAUAUGUGGAGGCAACAAAGAAAGAUUUCUAGUUUUGAGUUUGCAUCUAAGAACCUGAGAAUUUUCAGCACUACAGUUUUCAGAGAUUACACAUUGAUUCUCGCUGGUAUUUUGCACCAAGCAUCAACCUGUGGCAAAGAAAUUGAUAUGCAGGAACUUUUGUUCAGAAUGACUCUAGAUUCAAUAUGUAAAGUUGGAUUUGGGGUGGAAAUUGGAUCUUUGGCUGAUGAAUUACCCAAUCAUCGUUUCGCUAAAGCUUGUGAUGAUGCAACUAGUACUGUUACUUAUAGAUUCAUUAAUCCUUUAUGGAGAUUAAAGAAAUUUUUUAAUGUUGGGUCAGAAGCAUUAUUUGUUCAAAGUAUCCAGGUCAUUGAUGAAUUCACAUACAGUUUGAUUAAUAAAAGAAAAGCAGAACUGCAAGGAGCUAAAGCAACUGAUAACACUACUAACAAUGCAAAGCAUGAUAUUCUGUCAAGAUUCAUUGAGUUAAGUGAGAAUCCUGACAAUAACUUAACUGACAAAAGCCUUAGAGAUGUCAUUAUAAACUUUGUUUUAGCGGGACGUGACACAACGGGGGCAACAUUAUCAUGGUUUAUAUACAUGAUCACAGUAAAUCCCAAUGUAGCAGAAAAGAUCUACAAAGAGUUUAUAACAUUUGAAAAAAAGCAAGCUAAAGAAAUUAUUGAGUAUGAUCCUGAGGAGGAGCCAAAACCUUUUGCUGAGAGGCUAGCACAAUUUGCAAGUUUAUUGAAUUAUGAUUCACUUGGAAAGUUGUCCUAUUUGCACGCAACAAUCACCGAGACACUUCGUUUGUACCCUGGACUGCCCCAGGAUCCAAAAGGAGUACUGAAAGAUGAUGUUUUACCUGAUGGAACAAAAGUCAGAGCAGGUGGGCUGGUGGUUUAUUCUUCAUAUGCCAUGGGGAGAAUGAUGUACAAUUGGGGACUUGAUGCAACAUCAUUCAACCCUGAUAGAUGGUUCAAUAAAGAAGGAUUAUUUCAAAGUGAAUCUCCAUUUAAAUUCGCGGCAUUUCAGGCUGGACCAAGAACAUGCCUAGGAAAGGAAUCCGCAUAUUUACAGAUGAAGAUGACACUUGCUAUCCUGUGUAGAUUCUUCAAUUUUAAUUUGAUUCCAGACCAUCCUGUUAAGUACAAAAUGAUGACAACUCUAAAUAUGGAGCAUGGGUUGAAGCUUACUGUAAGUGCUAGGCAAUCUUGAAAUGUAUUUUUAGGUAAGAAAGUCAUGUAGCCAGAAGUGAAUUUACAUUAUCUUUUAUCUUUAUUGUUGGAGUUUUGAUUAAACUCAAACUACUUGGUAGUCUUGUGUGAGUGAUAUUCACACGGU
Molecule: messenger RNA, 1784 nt
Organism: Papaver somniferum (opium poppy)
Lineage: Eukaryota; Viridiplantae; Streptophyta; Magnoliopsida; Ranunculales; Papaveraceae
Product: cytochrome P450 704B1-like
Exons: 4
Coding region: 39-1658 (539 amino acids)
Molecular function (GO): oxidoreductase activity, acting on paired donors, with incorporation or reduction of molecular oxygen; iron ion binding; heme binding
Source: RefSeq, a predicted model, not a curated record